AUGGGCGAGACCUGCGGACCGCAGUGCCUCAGCCGCGCGGAUUGCACGCAUUUCACGUGGAGUGCCUUCAACGGCGGCACGUGCUGGCUCAAGGGGGCGAUCAACGCGACUGAACUGGUCCCCGCCACUGGCACGUCGUGCGGUUACCGCGUCGGCGACAGCGCGACCGGCAACCCGUACACGGGAGUCCAGCAGUAUCUCAACCGCGGGUACGCGGCGAGUGUGAAAUCCGCAAUGCUCGCCGCGUCUCGCGAGGACGCGCCGUUUUUCGCGAGCGUGGCGGAGAAUCCGACGGCUGUGUGGCUCGACAAUAUGGCGUCCCUAGAUUCCAUCCCGGGCCACCUGGAAGAGGCAGCGAUUCAAGGGGGUGCGAAGGCGAUUCUCGUGCAAUUCGUGAUCUACGACCUCCCGGGCCGCGACUGCAAGGCGUGGUCGUCCAAUGGGGAGAUUCCCAAGGGCGGCCUCGACACGUACAAGGCCAAGUACAUCGAUGUUGCCGUGGCGCGCCUUAAAAACAAGGCGGCGAACGUGCGUCUGUCGCUCGUGAUCGAGCCCGACUCGCUGCCCAACAUCGCGACGAACAUGGGGAUGAAUCGGUGCGACGCGACGACGGAUAAGGAGUACACGGAGGGCGUCGCGUAUGCCAUCGCGGAGCUCUCGCAGAUCCCCGACACCACGCUCUAUCUCGACUCCGGCUUUGGCGGCUGGCUCGGGUGGCCGGAGGGAAUGAAGCGCGUGGUGGCGGUGUACAUGAAGGUCCUCGCGCGCGCGCGGCAGAUCCGCGCGAACGCCAAGAUCCGCGGCUUCGCGUCUAACGUGGCCAACUACAGCCCGCUCUUCGCGAGGAGCUUCCCGCUCUUACCCUCCGUCUGUCCCGCCUUGGAGAAAUGCCCGCUGGUGAAGAACCCGAGCACGGGCGAGACUAACUACGACUGGAACCCUUGCAUCGACGAGAACCGAUUUACCGCACGAAUGAAUGCGUACCUGGGAGCCUUGGGAUUGCCGACCAGGUGGAUCGUGGAUACCAGCCGGUCCGGCCGCGCUGGCAUUCGCAACCGCUGGGGGUCGUGGUGCAACGUGAAGGGCGCGGGGAUCGGACAGCGUCCCGAGGCGAAUCCCGGAAGUGCUCCGCAAGGCUCCGUUCCUUUGGCGCACACCUUGCUUGCCCUGCUUGCAGUUGACGCUCUGGUCUGGAUCAAGCCGCCUGGGGAAAGCGAUGGCCACGCAAGGAAGAUUCUGGGCGUGAUUGCCGUGGAUCGCGAAUGCGACCCUCUGGAUCCCCUGGGCCUGGACGCCCUGGCAGACGCGCCGCGAGCUGGCCAAUGGUUCCAGUCGCAAUUCGCCAUGCUCGUUCGCAACGCCAACCCGCCCAUGCCUGCUGGAAAGGUGGACCCGUGCAUGUUUGAUCCGAAAACGAGCCCCGCGUGCGAUCCCUUCUGGGAGGACGUGGCCGUCAAGUACUCGCCGCAGUACAAGUUCCACCCCGACGAAACCAUCUGGCCGAUCACAAUCGACGAGUACCUCACACAUGUGACAGAGUCCAUCGGUCAGUACACUGAGAACUACAAGACGAAAGAGAUUCAGUACCAGGCGGGCCCGAUCACUCCCGACAACCUCGAUACCUUGCUGGGGGAUGGGGUGUUGAAGACCGACCGUGGCCGAACUGUCCUGCUCAGUUCGCGCGAAGAGAUUACCAAGGAUACGGACUGGGUGAAGGACUCGGCGCACAACCCAUCAAAAGGAGGCACGAAGGUGUACACGAUCAUCUAUAAUCCGAAGCCGGACGACGCUGACUCGUUUGUGGAGAUUCAGUAUUGGAUGCUCUACCCCUAUAACUACGCCUCCAUCCUCCGCGAGUACAACCACAUCACGGAUCUGGUGGCGAUUGCGAUCCGCUUCUCAAAGACCGGCCAGCCGCAGCGCAUUUGGUACGCGCAGCACGGCGACGGCCCCGUGUGGGCGUGGGACACUGGGGCUGACUGGAAUGACAAAAAGUCAAAGAACUUCGCUACAGUGCUGGGAACGCAUCCCAUUGUGUAUGUCGCGAAGGGGAAUCAUGAGCAUUACCCGAGCGCUGCAGGAAGGAGCGGUGCAGAGGGUGGCAGCAGUGGGAGGAGGCGGCGUGGCAUUGAGAUAGAAGGAGGGUGGGAGCAGGCGCAGGGGUACAUGGAGAGCAUGGACAGUGGAGGAGGGGUGAUAGGGACGGAGAAGAUGAAGGCAGGGGAGGUGUGA
Messenger RNA from Closterium sp. Naga37s-1, 2232 nucleotides. The record is from the annotation of a GenBank genome assembly. NCBI's taxonomy places the organism in Eukaryota, Viridiplantae, Streptophyta, Zygnematophyceae, Desmidiales, Closteriaceae.